This is a messenger RNA of Striga asiatica, 1607 nucleotides long. The record is from the annotation of a GenBank genome assembly. NCBI's taxonomy places the organism in Eukaryota, Viridiplantae, Streptophyta, Magnoliopsida, Lamiales, Orobanchaceae.
CCCGGUUUAAGAAAUGGGUAAACUACACUUUAAUUCUAUUUUUCUUUAAUAUAUUUAAAAAAAAUAAUAACUAUCGGAUUCGGCAUGAAUAUAGAAGACAAAAAUCGCUGAGAAAAAAAGAAAAAAAAAGCAUAAGAGAGAAUUUAGAAAUGAAGAAAUCAGGGGGCGGCGGUGGAGCUGCCGGCGAUAAAAAGAAGGGCCGCCGCGCCGACUCCGUCACCGAUACUGCUCCUAAGAAGCAAGCUGCGAAAAGAGAUGUCUUCCAAAUAUUUGCCGAGAGAGUUAGGAAUCAUAAGGAUCUAGAAUCUAGGUGGGCCGUCUUACAGGAGACAAGAGUUGAAUAUUUUAGAGGAAAAGAUCUUGUUAGUUUUUUGAAAAAUCAUUCAGAACUGAAGGACCUGCUUGAACAAGAUAAGAACUUAGAAACUGAAGAUAUUGCCAAUAUUCUGCUGAGAAAGAGUCUUAUAGUUCGGUGUGACCGUGUUGUCAAAACUGUUCGGCCUGGAAAGAGAAAGUUGUCUACAUGGCCUGCGCAUCUGGAAAUAUUUGCAGAUCAAGUGUUCUCUGAUAAUGAUGCGUUUUUCGCGUGGACUUUUGUGAACCGAAGGCCAUUAUGGCAGACUCUCCUCUCAUUUUUCUGGCCCGUUUUGACUCUGGCAAUCUGCUUGUUUCCUGUGUAUCCUCACCAAGUGAAGCUUUUUAUACUCUACUUCUGUGCGGGUGUACUGCUUCUCAUUCUCUGCCUCCUCCUAGUGAGGGCACUUGUAUUUGGAGUUCUGUGGAUCGUUCUUGGGAAACGAGUAUGGUUCUUCCCGAACAUACUUGCAGAAGAGGCCACACUGAAAGAGUUAUUCCAGUUUUGGCCACAGAAGGAUGAGGGAGAGCGGCCCAAGUGGACAUCUCGGUUGGUUUACGCAAUGGUGGCCGUUUUGGUCAUCAUACUUUUGAGGCACCAUGCUCCUGAUGAAGCUGCUAGAGCCAGGUACCAGAAGAGGGUAUCAAAUAUAAUCGACGACGUUCUUGAGUGGUCCCCAAGGCUUGCCCUGUCAGGUAUGAUGGAGAAGCAGAAUUUGGCUAACGUGACGGAUCCAAAGAACGUCACGGAUAGUGGGGCUGAAAAUACGGAGGCCGAAGAAGAGAUGAGAAAUGCAGGGGACACAGAUCACAAUCAUCAUCAGUGACCGACUGUUGGAAAUGAUGUGCACCGCCAUAGGAUUGAAGAGUCGUGGUUAGGUUAUCCCCCUUGGACACAAAUGGGCUUUCCUCUUUUCUUUGUGUUUUUGUUUUGCUUGGAAUAAUGUCAGUCGUGGUUAUCCAUUAUGGGUGUAGAAUCUUGUACUGUUAUUACAAGUAUCAAAGAUCGGUUUUAACAUAUUGAACUAACACUUGUGUGCUUUGUUUUUAUCUCCGUUCUUUCCUUUUUAUUGACAUAGCUCAACGAACAAUAUAUAUACUUACAAUGACCUUGUGAUCACACUUCUUUAAAAUACUUUAUUUUGUCCUCUUUAUUAGUUUUUCACUUUUUUGUGAGACGAACGAAGCCAUGAGGUGGACUGGUGGAGAGAUGGUGCCUUCUUUUCUGUUUUAUUUAUUUAUUGUUCCUUAUA